Molecule: messenger RNA, 2337 nt
Organism: Dimorphilus gyrociliatus
Lineage: Eukaryota; Metazoa; Annelida; Polychaeta; Dinophilidae
Source: the annotation of a GenBank genome assembly
CUAUUAAUAAAUAAAACGUGUAAUUCAUAAAUUUUUAAAGAAUUUUCUUUUCAAGGAAGACUACGAUUUCAUAGCUAUUUUGUUCACAAAAUGAUAAAGAGUCCUGUAAAUAUUUCAAUGAAAGUGAUAUAAAGCACGUUCCAGCUAUUCCUGGAAUGGGAUCUGCAGUGUUUGCAGAAAAUAUACAACAACAUCAUAGAAACCGAGGUGAAGUUUCACCAGGUACUGUCGGAGAUGACAAACGUUACGAAGUAAUAUCUAAAGAAAUGACAUCUUUUUUAAUACUACUCGCUAUUUAUUUUCCCUCUGUUACGGGUAUUUUAACAGGAUCUAAUUUAUCUGGAGAUCUCGCGGAUCCACAGUCAUCUAUUCCUAUUGGGACUAUUGCUGCCCAACUUACUUGCUCGUUCGUUUACUUGGCUUUUAUUAUAAUUUUAGGCACAAGCGUUAAGGGAGAAUUUUUAAGAGAUAAAUUGGGAGAAAGUCAAGGCGGAAAUCUUGUUGUUGCAAAACUUGCUUGGCCUCAUGAGUUGGUUACUUUGAUUGGAGCUUUUUGUUCAACAAUGGGAGCGGCUCUACAAUGCAUGUGUAGUGCACCUAGAUUAUUAAGUGCUAUUGCUAAUGAUAAUGUUCUUCCUAUUCUAAAUAUUUUCAAAGUUAAAUGGAGGUUUCGUUAUAUAUAGAAUAUCGAAAAGAUUACAUAACCAACAGACUAUAAUUUAAAUAUAAUUAACUAAGAACAAUGCACUCUUUUCCUUAUUCUAAAUUCAAAGGAAUGAACCGAUCAGAGCACUCAGCUUAACAGUUCUUUUGGCUCUAUUAGGAAAUUUGACUGCAAAAGUGGAAACUAUAGCACCUAUUAUAGAUGUUUAUUUUUUGUUUUGUUACUUUUUCGUUAAUGUUAUAUGCACUAUACACAGCUUGCUAAAAUUACCUCUUUGGCGUCCCAGAUUUAAAUACUAUCAUUGGAGUUUGUCACUCUUCGGUGCGAUAAUCAAUAUUCUGCUGGUGUUUACGGUUCAUUGGUAUUAUUGGGCAAUUUCCUUAUUUAUUGGACUUACUGUAUUCUUUUACAUAAGUUUCACGACUUGUCAAGGAGCAUGGGGACAUACAGUAAUAGGUUUUACCCUCUCAUUAGCGCAAAAGAUACUCUUUAAUACAAGAGACACCGAAAUGCAAGUGUUAAAUUGGAGGCCUCAAUUACUAAUUCUUUACAAGCUUGAAGCAGUUUCUCUAGCCCCAAAAUAUCCUAGAAUAUUUAGUAUUGCCAGUCAGUUGAAGGCUGGCAGAGGCUUUACUGUCAGUGCUACAAUGUUACAUGGAGAUUUGAUGGAAUUAGAAUCAGAUAUUAUUUUAGCAAGACAGCUUUUGAGGACAAGUAUGAUAGAAGAGGAUUUGAAUGGUUUUUGUAAAAUUCUUGCUACUAGAAAUCCUAUAGAAGCUAUAAAUAUUUUAUUGCAGACUGUAGGCUUAGGAAAUCUUAAAGCUAACACUGUUAUGUUAUCUUGGCCCGAAGAUUGGCAACUAUCUAAUGAAAGAAACAAGGUUUUUAUAGAAACGCUCCGACUUGCUUACGCAAAGAAGAUAGCAAUAAUUGUUCCUGUGAAUAUAGAUAGUUUUCCAACAAAUAAUACUGUAAUGACGGGCAAAAUAGAUAUUUGGUGGAUUAUACAUGAUGGUGGAAUGUUACUAUUGUUAGCGUUUUUAUUAAAGCAACAUCCUGUAUGGAAAAAAUGUCGCUUAAGAAUCAUAACAGUUACAGCAAAAAAAUCGACUCCGGAAGAGCUAAUCAAGCUAAAAGAAAAGAUGUUAAAAUAUUUGUACGAAAUUCGUAUUGAUGCUGAAGUACUUGUUGAAGAAAUUUCUGUCCAAAACCUGCAAGCAUAUGUUUCCAUUGUUAAAUCGAAUAAGAAAAGGGUUAAAAGGUCAAUAAGUACAGCACUACAAGAUAUUGUUGAAACGGUUCGAGGAGUAUCCCAGGAAGAAGAGGAUGAUGAAGAUGACGAAGAUGAUAUCGCUUUUAAGUCUGACAUAGAGGAGAGUCAAGUUAAGGAAGAUAUUUUCGAAAAAGACGAAGAUGAAGAAGAUAAAAGUUCAAGUAGCGAUGAAAUGAUUCAUUGGCGCAUGGAAAUAGCGAAGAAACUUAACGAAAGCGUAAAAAGCAUGUCGGCCCAAUCAAGUUUAAUUCUUAUGAAUAUUCCUUCUCCACCUAAUCUACAGAUUAGUGAACAUUUAAUUAGAACAUAUAUGAAAUAUUUAGCUUGUCUAACUGAUGGACUACAAAGAGUUAUGUUAGUUCAUGGAUCUGGAACUGAAGUUGUUACUGGACUUCAAUAA